AUGGGAACGUAUACAAACUUCAUGUUCGGUGGAUGUAUGAUAAGAGAAUUUUAUGCUAUUUUGAGAGACACGAUUGCUAAGUACGAUCCAAAAUGUAAACCCUCCACAAAAAAGUUUCCAGUUAAGUACACAAGGAACUCAUUCAUCUCCUUAAGAAAAAAAAAUAAACUUCGUAUGAAGUACCGUAAAUACAAAAAUCCUCUGGACGAACUUGCAUUACUAACACUUAAUAAAAGAUGCGCCGAAUUAAUAGACACCUGUCAUAAAAACUAUGUCGCUGAUCUGGAGGGAGCACUUUCAGAUAACCCAAAGUUAUUCUGGACGUUCAUAAAAAAUAAAACACGUAAUAGCAAUGCUUACCCUUCAUCCAUGACCUUCGGGGAUGACAAAGCAGAUAGUGGUGACGUUGGAAAUGAAUUGCGACAAGAUCGGGAGAUGAUCAGACGUGCAACUCAACAUGUGGCAAUAAGGGUUACAACAUGUCUCCAACAUCGCGGAGGUCAUUUCGAACAGUUUUUAUAA
Parnassius mnemosyne (clouded apollo) is the source of this 522-nucleotide messenger RNA. Lineage: Eukaryota; Metazoa; Arthropoda; Insecta; Lepidoptera; Papilionidae. The record is from the annotation of a GenBank genome assembly.